CACCAUCACACCCACCGACAUUUAGCGGCACUUCCUAGCAGUAUCCGCAGCGGCGCUCGGAGAUUAACGUGUCAGGAUGGAGACGCAGAUACAUGUGCCCGUGGGCUCGCCGCUCAUUAGAAAAAUCCCCAUCUUCGUGGACGAACACAACGUGACAGAGGGGGCGAUGAAGCUCAUCAAAGAGCUGAGACCGGCGUGGGACAGCGGGCGCGUGAGGACCAAGCUCUUCACUGAUGGAACCACCAACAAGCUGGUUGGCUGCUACGUGGAGGACAGUCCCGAGGAUGUGGUCCUGGUGCGCGUGUAUGGCAACAGGACCGAGCUGAUUGUGGACAGAGACAAUGAGCUGAAGAGCUUCCAGGUGCUACAUGCUAAUGGAUGUGCCCCUCGGCUCUACUGCACCUUUCAGAAUGGCAUCUGCUAUGAGUUCAUGCAGGGGGAUGCCCUUGGGACUCAGGAUGUCCGUGAUCCUUCUCUAAUCAGACUCAUAGCCAGGGAGAUGGCUCGUAUCCAUGCCAUCCAUGCACACAAUGGCUGCAUCCCCAAACCAAACCUCUGGAUUAAGAUGCGACAGUACUUCUCCCUCGUGGCCACAGAGUUCACAGAGCAGGCCUCCAACAUCAGAAUCCAGCAGGAGGUUCCCAGCAAAACGGUGCUGGAGCAAGAGAUGGUGUGGAUGAAGGAACAUCUGUCCACUCUCGGCUCCCCUGUGGUUCUCUGCCACAACGACUUGCUCUGCAAGAACAUCAUCCACAACAGCAAAGAGGGUCACGUUCGCUUCAUAGACUACGAGUACUCCAGCUACAACUAUCAGGCAUUUGACAUCGGGAACCACUUCAAUGAAUUUGCAGGCAUGAGUGAGCUGGACUACGGGCUGUACCCCAGUCGAGGGAUGCAGAUGGACUGGCUCACCACGUACUUGCAGGCUUAUAAGCUCUUCACCAAGAACACAGAGGAGGUCAGCCCCCGGGAGCUGGAGACGCUCUACGUGCAGGUCAACCAGUUUGCUCUGGCUUCUCAUUUCUUUUGGGGGUUUUGGGCUCUGAUCCAGGCCAAAUACUCCUCUAUUGACUUUGACUUCCUCGGAUACGCUGUGCUACGUUUCGACCAAUACUUCAAGAGCAAACCGGCAGUGAUGGCGCUGCGGAUCCCAGAAUGAGGCGUGAAGACUUCCUCUGCUCUACGAGACCGUCUGCCUGGCAUCCCUGUUCAUUCCUCCAAUCUCUGCUCAAGAAACACUUCCUAAAGUUCUGUAUGUGCGAGCGUGUUUGCUGUAUGUACGUGUUGUUGAUUUCUGCUGAUGAACUGUCACCUUGCUUUGCCCUCAGGGCAGUGGAACCAGGCGUUGUGAGCAGUAGUGUAGAGCUCACUGUCCUGAAACCUGCUGCCACAACGCUGGUAAUGAAGGUCUAAACGCACUGCAGAAGGAUUUAAUGCCUUUUUGACCCCAGACACACCUUUGAUGUGUGUCUAUAGUAUCAUCACCUGAAUUUAGAUUCAUUUCCUCCAUGGUUUGCGAUGAGAGCAGAUAUUUGACCCGUUUCUAAUCUGCACAUAUUCCUCUUGUUUCUCUUUCUGGUGCUAAGUUCCCUGUUCCAGCUAUGAUUUUUCUGCUCUGCACUUCCCAGACAUCACCUUCACUUCAGCAUUUAGUUUUCCAAGCAAACUUCUGCUGCUAGAAGUAUGAAGCUCAUCUUCUGUGUUAGUGGACUUGUCCUCUGGAAGGACCUGGUUGGGUCGAUUGUGUUCUAGCAAUCGCUGCGUGUGUCUUUAUAUAAGUGCUGUGUGUAGGUCACUGGAUGAGUUAACAUCUCAGGUUAACAAGCGCUGGUUCUGGGGAACUGAAUGAGGAUGUUGGUUGAAGAGUGGAUUUGUGCAAAUUCUGUACAGAUCUGUGCUCAAGCCGCUUUUCCAUCUUCUUUUAUGGUUACAGAGAAUCGCUCCGAUAAACAUUCCAUUCAGUCUUUCCAGACCUGCUGGAAAAUCCCAGCCUCUGCCCCAGCGGUCAUCCCCAGGCUCUCCUCUGAUCUCGAGCUCUCCUAAUCCACUCUUUGUUGCAGUGAAGACAGUGGUAGUUUCACAGUUUCUGAAGAAUCACACACAAACUCUAAUCUUUGGCCACUCACAUGAUUCAGAGCCACUUUUUGCUACGUAAUGGAACACUGCAGAGGUUGCCUCUGGGCUCAGGUGGCAGGAUUGGCUUGUGUGUCAUGGGAUCACAUUUUACACCUGACUCUCAAAUGAAAUCCACAUAGAAGACUUGCACUAGAAGCCUUAAAGAGCACUUUCAGCCCAGUUGUCAUGGUUGGAGGAAAGAUUUAGUACAUUUAAAGGGAACUGAGGCAGGAAUGAUGAAUGGAGGCUGCACUGUUUUGCGGGUGGUAAGUUACGAAGGGAAGCACUGCCACCCACUGAGUCUCAGGGUUAGAGGCACAUCAACCACCAAAAGCAGAGCGGAUGUGGCUCCUUAACCCAACUUUGACUGGUCAGGUUGUGCUGAGGAUCAGUGUGGUGUAAGACUCUGUGUUCCCAGGGAGGGAACGCUACAACACAGCAGCAUCCUUCUUCAGAGGCCGCCGUUUCCUGCUAGCUUUAAUCACAAUCUGUUCAGCCGUGACUGUUUUCCACAUAUAGACCUUCAGUAGCUCAGUGUCUGGCUUUGUGAGGCUAGUUUAACUCGAGCUGAGGAGUCUGAUGACGCUGGACUGACCUUCUGAUGCUAAUCACUCUCGCACUCUCCUCGGGAUGUUUAACUCUUUGUGGGCCCAGUAGAGGGAAGCACUGAGCUCUGGUCUCCUGUGUGUCUGUAAGUGACAGGUUCAAUGAUUCUUAGCAGACGCAGCCUGACCUGAGAGAAGACGAUCACCCACGCUGAAUGGCUUUGUGAGUGACCUAGGACAACGUGUAGAUACAUGAUUGCUCAUAUUUAGAGCUAAACGCUAAAGCGGCCAUUGGUUGUGCAGCACAGGCUGUGUAAUCUGCUUAGUCCUCAUCCUGCUAGGAAUUUACCUUGGAUCAGCACCGAAUGAACGCCUCCAUUCAGGCUCUAGAAGAUACAGAGUUAAAUGUAGCAUUACCUGACGCACAUUCCCACACACCACAGCUGCUCUACACACUGUCCAUUUAAAGUGUGAGGCCCAUAAGUCACCUAUACUCUGUGUGGUUUGAGUCGAGGCUGGUGCUCUAAUAACAUGCAAACACUUUGGAGCUGUGUCUUCUCCAGCUGCCGAACCUCCGUACGGUUGAAGUAAUGACUGUUUAAACAUCAAACGCAACACUGAGGUUUUAAGGUGUCACCUAUUUGUAACCAUGAUGCGACAUGUUUUUGAAGAACUCACUUGUGAACAGUCUCGUUCCAUUGCACACAGGGUGAGGUGACAAUGAGCCAAGCAAGAAACCGGUGUAUAAAUUCAAGUUGGUUGCAACUGCUGCAUAUUUCAUGACAGAUGGAUGUUACACACCAUGACUGCAUGGCCUCGACCUGCGUUGCAUGCAUGUCUGGGUUUCUCAUGAGGCCCACUAGCAUGACGGGGCGUUUCAGGGCUGCGCCAGUCGUUCCCAGUCCCUGGACUCAGCUCUGCAGCCGCCUGUAUCAGAGUCAUGCAUUCCAGCCGCAGCCAUGAACCCUGCAAACGUUUUCUGCUCUUUGUGUUCAACCUUUUUGGAUUUUAAGGGGGGUUUAUUUAUUGCAUCUGCAGUAACAUUGCAUUCUUUGUUCUUAUCUAAAGGUUACUGUAGCUUCAGAGUUUGCAUUGCAGUUAAUUGAGAUGGUCUAUUUUUGUGUCUUAAUCUGCUAACUUAAUUGUAGAAACACUGUACAGAUGAUCAUUUGUUUUCCUUUGAAUGCUGUUGCGGACAUUUUGUAAACGCAUUGUGUUGAAACGUAGAGCGACAUGUAAAGGAGACGGCGUUCGGCAGAUGUGCACGUGCUCCUCCGCUGCAUCAGUGUCAGUGGAGACGGACGAUACUGUGAAAAGCUUCCUGUACAGUGAACCUCCACAGCUCUGUAGGAGUGGCAUGAAGACUUAUUUAACACUUGUAAUAAAUAUUUCCAUUAAAAUGUG
Betta splendens (Siamese fighting fish) is the source of this 4064-nucleotide messenger RNA. It is a transcript of the gene etnk2, whose product is annotated as ethanolamine kinase 2. Gene Ontology annotation, biological process: phosphatidylethanolamine biosynthetic process. Lineage: Eukaryota; Metazoa; Chordata; Actinopteri; Anabantiformes; Osphronemidae. The coding region runs from base 77 to 1159 and encodes 360 amino acids. The transcript is spliced from 9 exons. Gene Ontology annotation, cellular component: cytoplasm. The record is from RefSeq and is a predicted model, not a curated record. Gene Ontology annotation, molecular function: ethanolamine kinase activity.